Aspergillus campestris IBT 28561 is the source of this 6314-nucleotide messenger RNA. RefSeq names its product 1-phosphatidylinositol 4-kinase STT4 (gene stt4). Gene Ontology annotation, molecular function: 1-phosphatidylinositol 4-kinase activity. Lineage: Eukaryota; Fungi; Ascomycota; Eurotiomycetes; Eurotiales; Aspergillaceae. The transcript has 11 exons. Gene Ontology annotation, cellular component: cytoplasm; plasma membrane. The coding region runs from base 188 to 6085 and encodes 1965 amino acids. Gene Ontology annotation, biological process: phosphatidylinositol phosphate biosynthetic process; phosphatidylinositol-mediated signaling. The record is from RefSeq and is a predicted model, not a curated record.
CUAAGUGCAGCUGCUAAUGAAUUUAGACCCACGUGGGUAUGAUGGUACUAACAACUACUCCGUACACAUCACCCCUAUGUGCCGUUCCCCCAUUGACACAUCCACAGGAGAGUUGGGGGGUUCAAAAGACAGUCAUUAGCAGCAAUAGCGAGCUCUGUAAAUCUGUUUGGAACCUAAAACCGCAACAAUGGAUGAGUUCCCCAAGAAUAUAAGAAUCUCGGCACUUGAGAAGCUAGGAAGAAUUGCAGUGAAAGCACCAGAUGACGAUGCAAAAUCCGACAUUGCGCGGCUCGCAGGACAAUGCCAGCACCUGACACACCAGCCUAAUGGUCCGCUCAAUGAAGUCCUGCAAACUCAGGCUCCAGUCUCUCAGAUACCUAUGGGUAUCCGAGAACUAGAUGUCCUUAUUGCCUUGUGCAAGGCUUCAUCUUCGGUAAACAAGCCCGAGCAUGCUUCUAGAUUGGUCUCUCAAUUGUCGCUGUACAUUCCCGAGUCGCAUUGCCAACGAUUUCGCGCCUCGCCUUUCCUACAUAAUGUCCAGCCUUCGCCAUGGGAAUCCCUCACUUACAAUCUUACACUCGGACUGCUUUCCCUGGGGUUGGACUACCCUUCAUUGCGAGAGUCUGUCUACAACUCCAUCAAAGGGUACUUGGACAAUUGCGCAGAAGCUAUCAAUGCUGUCCCAACCUUCAAAGGGUACGACCAUGGAACAGAUAGAUACAAUGCAGUAAAUGAGUCCGCCAAUGUCUUGUCACUCACUGUGUCGCUUGUUGGCUUUCUAGAGGCCUCCACGCUACUUACGUCCUUCUGGUCUGCUAGUGAAAAGCUACAGAUUGUUGAAUGUAUGCGCUCGAUGUUGUCCGAUCAUUUCAUGAUAGCUAUCGAGACUGCAUCUUCCACCAUCCGUAAUACGGGAAUGGCCGAUCCCUCUCUUGGGGAUUGGAGGAGAUACAAUCGUUUUUAUGCUACUCGAGGUCGUCCUUUAGGGGCCAUGCUACUCCAGGAGGCGUUCAUGCGGUUCAUCAAAUCGUGCGCCACGUCUCUCAUUGGAGCAGAGAAUAUGUCGGACGAUGAACUCUUGGAUGACUACAUGAAUGGCGUUGGCAUUGCCAGGAGCCAUGACCACGCUGAAAUUUCACUCAUCAACCGCAUAACAGAGAUCGUCGCUGACCAGAUCCAACUGUUGGAAGAUGGCUCUGAUUACCUGCAGCUCGGUUCGCCUUGGCAGCAGAGACUUACUUUUUCUGUAAAAGCGCUUGCACUAACUGGGUUUCUUCACUGUGUCAUUCUGAGCGAAGAUGCAUCCAACCGUGACCACUUCCUUUCUUGGCUAGAGGAUACGCUGGUGGAUCCGGGUCAGAUGUCAUGCAAUAAGCUAGCGACAGCCACUCUCAAGAGUGUAGCCAUUAUUGCGAAAAUGUCUCUGAAUAGCGCAUCUUCCGGGAGUCGUUCCCUUCUACGAUUUAUUGUUGACGGCGGCGUGUCGACCAGAUCUACGAGCUUCGUUGCCGCAAAAUGUCUCGCCCAAGUCUUGGCCAUCCUUUCGGAAGAUGCCAUUGUUACGACUCUGUACUCGCUGGGAAAUGUCUUAAGUCCUGGAUUUGGAACGGAGAACUCUCGCCAAUCUCAUGUCGUUGCUGAUACUGCUGGGCAUGGGAAUCCCAUUGCUCCACUGGCACAGGGAAGGAAUGGCAGUGUUAGCAACCUUUCAAUCCAUGGCGAAAGGGACAACACCACCUACAAAAAUGUUAUCCAUGCCAUUGUGACAAUUGCCAGUGGCUGCAAUGACGAAAAGAUCAGUGCUUUGGCACAAUCAAUGCUUCUCCAGAAGAUCGGAAAGAUCGACACUACUGUCGAUUCUUACAUCGUGAGGGAAACUGCUGCAUUAUGCUCUAGCACUGGACCCUCUGAGUUUCAGCUGUUACUCAAAUUCUAUGAUCGCAUUUACCGGGAUAGUUCUGCCAAAGGACAUAGCAGCAUUGUCAGUGCGGUCCAGGAUGCAAUGGCCUAUCUGUCUGUUACGCUGCCAAGAGAAUCACCGCUGCACAAAUUAUACUUGGUCCAUUUGUUAGGGAGUAUCGUGAACAAGGGAGACGCCACUGAUUUUGAGGGCGAGAAACAAAAGGAUAUUAUCCUGGCCCCGGACGAUAUCAGUCCCCUCUUGAAGCCGCUGGCGCUGCUCGUUUCUCCAAGAAUCGGUACCCAAGAGCAGCAUGGAGCGGACCCCGAGUACGACCAGGACGUUUCUACCUUGUUCCGCGAUGCUUGGUUUAAUAUUGCGGUUCAUGGCAUAUUUCUCAGUUCGAAUGUUGCUAGACGCCAUAUGAAGGAAUUGCGCCUGCUUGCCAAAUACUCGCCACCUCUUGUUGCUGAGGAUCGCAUGGAAAUGCUUGAAAGCGAUGUGGAGUUAAAUACUAUCCUUAGGCGUGGUAUGGGGCCCCAGCAUCUGCAGGAACAGAAGAGAAAUUUGGCGACCGAGAUCCCUACUCGCGAGUCUGAGAUCAAACGACUAAGCUACCCUCGGGCCGUCUUCCUCAAUGCCGCCCUACUUGUCGAAGGUUUCCGUGCUUCUUCUGGUAAAUGUACCAAAAUACUAAAAUACUUCCGGGACCCCGCUUUAUCCACUGUUGAGAUGGCCAGUUGCAUGAACGCCAUUGCCGAGAAAGUUGUUGGCCGGUAUAUUUCUUUAACCUUAACGGGGAAGCGCGAGGAUUUCUCCAUCCCAUACCUCUCAAAGGAAUUGGCUAGCUUUUUUAUGGCCUGCUGCCAUCGCAUAGAGAGGGUCCAGAAUGCCGCCACACUUUGUGCGAACAUGAUUAUCAAGGAAUGCCCAUCGUCUCUGUGCGAAAAACACUCCCUAUUUGCGCUCCUCGAGCUACUGACUGUCAUGUGGUUUUCGUGCGUUGAAGAAGAGCUCGAUGAGUUUGAGUGGAAGCCCACAUUCACGUCACGUUUGGGACUUGUCAAGGUUGACUUGUCUGACAACUUCCAGUUCAGGAAGAAGACUUUGCAUACGUUCCUUGAGCAAGCAAGGGUUUGGGUUACAACCGUGAUGGAUGUGGCUCCUUUAGAUGUGAAAGGCCUUCUUCAGACGUAUCUAUCUACAUCUGAGGACAACGGCGAUUUUGGGCAUAUAUCACUGGGACGCUCUUUUGCACUCGAAAUGGGCUCACUCAUUCCCAGAAGCGACCAGCGUCUUGGAUCUAUCGAUAUAUCAGGGACCAACAAGAUCAAUGUGGCCUCUGACUUCAUCGCUCAGUACACCACACGCCAGAAAUAUCGAUUUACUGAUAUAGUCUCGGGUGAUGGAACAGGGGAUGAUACGUACAAACGGAAAAUUCCAGCAGCAAGUGUAUCUGUCUUGGAGACAAGUAAACAUGUGGAGGAUGCUUUAUCCCAUAUGUGUCAAUGGGCCGAGCUGGGGAAUGACAUUUGCCUUGACGAAGUUCGCGAUUUGUUGCGGCGCGCUGCUGCUCUGUUAUGCACUAGAAGCGGACGCCAUGCUUCCAUUGCCCAUUAUCUGGUAACAUUGCCAUUCCAGAUAUUCACGAGAGAAUCAAUCAACAUCGGUGUCCCACUCUGGUUAGGGGUUAUGCACGAAAACCCCAGGAUGGAGCCGAAACUUCUCGCUGAGAUCACCGCUGCCUGGGACAAAACCAUCCAGCGCGGUGUGGGUCUUUUUGACCCGUUCUUUGAUUAUGUGGAUCCAUUAUACACGAGAAUCGAUCUUUUGCCAACUGACAAGGCCUUGAUGCUCAAAAAUCAACAAAGAGCACAAGACAUACUGGCACCUCAUCUGUCUAUCCUACAGUUUUUUGAGAGUCACUUCAGUGCUAUUCGACUAGGCAACAUGCAGGACCAGCGUUUGUUCUGUCGCCUUAUCGACCGGACAACCGUAGGCCUUUUGCGAACGAAGGCCCACCCGCUUGCCAGAGAGGUACACUUCCGGAUUGUUUUAUUUGCACUGAGGGUCCUGCGUCAUUUCACUACCCUGGACUCAGUGACUUGUUGGAAAGUCAAAGAUCAGAUCCUGUCUGCCGCUCUUGGCUGGUUCAGAUAUCCACCUAGAUGGUCUUUCGGCGGCAACAGACUUCAAAUGAAAGCCGAAGAUAAGAUCCUGGGCGAUGUGUUAUCUGGUCUGGGAUAUGUUGCUAGCCUUGCUUCUCAAACGCAAGGACCACACAAGUCCUUACAAGCCAAACAAGAUCUCCUGCAAAUGCUCAUCGAGAACGAGAGAGCACGUCUUCGGGUUUGGUUGUUUCCUUUGGAGCCGGAGCGUAAACACUACAUGUCGCAGAGUUCAGGAAACCGAAACACUUCCGAGGAAGCUGCAUCCUUACUACGGUUUGCGUGGGCUGAAAGCCCGGAGUUAGCUAUUCAACUUGCUUCGCGCUUCCCAUCCGUGAAGCUUAGGAACGAUCUUCGUUGGCUUGUUCUCAAUUUCCCUGAGAGAGUCAUUGAAGAACCAAGCUGUCUCGAGAUAAUGUUGGGGGCGACGCUCCCUACUGAUGUCUCCGUUCAACUAAAGUACCUGUUAUAUUGGGCUCCUGUGAACCCCACCGAGGCCAUAACCUACUUCAUGCCUUCUUACGGGAAUCACCCCUUCAUCCUACAAUAUGCAAUGAAAGCCUUGGAGAGUCACCCUAUCGAUGUUCGUUUCUAUUUCGUUCCACAGCUAGUGCAGGCACUCCGAUACGAUGCAUUGGGUUACGUGGAACGCUAUAUUCUGGAGACGGCCAAACAAUCCCAGCUAUUUGCCCACCAGGUCAUCUGGAACAUGAAGGCGAAUUCAUACAAAGAUGAGGAUGCGCAGAUUCCGGAUUCACUCAAGCCGACCUUGGACAAGUUCAUGGAUACUUUGAUCUCAAGCUUCACUUCUGAAGAAAGAGAGUUCUAUGAGCGGGAGUUCUCUUUCUUCAAUGAUAUUACUGGCAUUUCAGGCAAGCUUCGACCAUACAUCAAGAAGAGCAAACCCGAGAAGAAGGAAAAGAUCGAAGAGGAACUUCGCAAAAUCAAGGUAGAAGUCGGAGUCUACCUUCCUAGCAACCCAGAUGGUGUUGUAGUUGGGAUCGAUCGCAAGUCAGGAAAACCUCUCCAGAGUCAUGCAAAAGCGCCAUAUAUGGCCACUUUCCGAAUUCAAAAGACAAGGCCUCGAGAAGGGCAUGAGAUUACGAACAACGCCGAUUCCGAAAAUCCUGAAAAUACCCAAUUGACGCAGCCUUUUCACUCUUCGACGCCCGAACCAAAUCUGGAGACAUAUGAAGUUUGGCAAUCGGCAAUCUUUAAGGUUGGCGAUGACUGCCGGCAAGACAUGCUUGCGUUGCAAAUGAUUGCCGCUUUUCGAAGCAUUUUCACUGGAGUCGGACUCGACGUAUGGGUGUUCCCUUACCGAGUAACAUCAACGGCUCCAGGUUGCGGCGUCAUUGAUGUUCUCCCUAACUCCAUUUCUCGCGAUAUGCUAGGACGUGAGGCUGUGAACGGACUGUACGACUAUUUCGUUUCCAAGUAUGGAGGUGAAGACUCCAUCCGGUUCCAGGAAGCCCGAACAAACUUCGUCAAGAGUAUGGCUGCAUACUCUGUCAUCUCAUACCUGCUGCAGUUCAAGGAUCGGCAUAAUGGGAAUAUCAUGGUCGACGACGCCGGGCACAUCAUACACAUCGAUUUUGGUUUCUGCUUCGAUAUUGCACCGGGCGGUGUGCGCUUUGAGCGCGCGCCCUUCAAACUCACUUCUGAAAUGGUUGCCGUGAUGAGUGGUUCCCAUAACACACACGCCCAUCUUCCAGGGGGCUCUGAUCCCACCAGCACGCAGCCAUACCGAUGGUUUGAAUCAUUGGUGGUGAAAGCCUUCCUGGCUUCCCGCCCCUACUGCUCACAAUUAACACAUAUCGUGUCACUGAUGCUUGACAGUGGUCUGCCCUGUUUCAAGCCUGAGACUUUGAAAAACUUCCGUGACCGGUUUGUGCUAGAUAAAAGCGAGCGCGAGGCAGCCGAACACAUGCGCGAGCUUACCCGCAAAUCGUACAUGAGCGUCUCUACCAAAGGAUACGAUCAGUUCCAGCUUAUGACCAAUGGGAUUCCCUACUAGGGUUAGUUGGCCUGCUGACUGAUAGGCUUACAUGACUGAAUCUUUGCCUUCAUUAAGAUCCGCUCGUUCGUUUUGUGGCUUGUCUAUUUUGGCUUCGAGCCUUGUCUACUGUCCCGUGGACAUGAACGUGCCGUUCCUUUUCCAUCCCACUUUCGUUUGCUCUUUCUUUUGCUCUCUUCUUCUACCCGCUAAAUGCCAGUUUGCGGUGAUUGUCAUCGCGAGCUGACCA